Messenger RNA from Endocarpon pusillum Z07020, 4524 nucleotides. RefSeq lists its product as uncharacterized. NCBI's taxonomy places the organism in Eukaryota, Fungi, Ascomycota, Eurotiomycetes, Verrucariales, Verrucariaceae. Gene Ontology annotation, cellular component: microtubule organizing center. The transcript has a single exon. The record is from RefSeq and is a predicted model, not a curated record. Bases 1 to 4524 code for a protein of 1507 amino acids.
AUGUCAGCUUCGGCCAAUGUCAGACCGCAGGCGAUUCGCAGGAGGUCGAGAUUACCAGGAGGCUUCGAGACAGAGGACGAAUCAGCAUCCGAGGCCGGUGAUGACAAUAUCGAUAGAGAUGGAAGCGUCAUUCACGCCUCUUCUCCACAUUUAUCUGGCGAACACAGCAGUUUGCUCCCCUCCUAUUCCGAAAAUGCCAAUGCCGUUGCUGGGAACAGCACGAUCCUAGAUGAGGGAGAAAUGAACAAGAAACUCAUGGAUGUGGAAUCGAGUUUUAUCCCUGAUAUCUCGCACAUAGUCGAGAGUGAGCAAGGCACCAGAAGCACGUUCACUUCUGAAGAUCAGGAAGAUGACCUGGCAAGGGACAGGGCAUCUUCACCUGCAGGCACUUCGGGCAUUUCUAUGGGCAUGAAGAGUGAGACAUCGAAUGAAGACAAGCGUGAUUUUCGGUCGCCUCAGACACCACCAGGCGCCUACAAGACUCCAGCUCCUGAACAGCAGGCAGGCCAGCAUGUCAAGGAAGAGGAGAUAACAACCCCAGUACCUCAUAAUAUUUCGUCGCUGGAGACCAUGUCCUCCUCGCCGACCGCAGCAGCAGCGGCUAGGACUGUUUCGAGGGUCAUAUCGCAAACCACGUUGGGCGGCUACGAAACAGCUGACGAAGACGAAGGUCGUGUGUCACCAACAAAAAGCAUAUAUCAUAAUAGCAUCGAAAACUUAGAAUCUGCCCCACAAAGACCUGGCAUGGAUGGCAGUGAACCAAAAAUUCCACCUUUAAGUGAUGGCAAUUACGAUUCAAAAGAAUCUCUUUCACAGCAUCCGGAUCAAUCUAAGAGACCCAAAUACCUUAGUAGGCGUCAGUCUAGUCAACGAUUCUCUUACUCUUCUCUUACGAGCUCCAACACGGAGACUGGGAGUGAUGCGACGUUGGGGGCCGAUUACGCCCUUCAGUCAGGAGGAGCCCGUCCAGAACCUCGAUUGCAGCGCAAAGCGAAAAUGACUCUGUCAAGGUCGACGAGCCUAGGAAGCAUUGCAUCAGGACUUUCGGCGCUGAGCGAAGGCGAGGAAACAAAAAGUCGUAGAGCAGUUACUGGCGCUACAGAUCUAAGCACGUUGAACGAGGAGAGCCCCCUACUAAACAAGCAGCGUAGCAUAGGUGAGGGUUAUCUGACCCCAAAACCAUCAUUGCGGGACCUGGAUAUGCCAAUGGAUACAGUAAUAGCAAAUAACAUACGCGACAUUGAGAUUCCGGGGACAUUUGCGAAGCAAUAUCGUCAAAGUCACAGAGACACCUCGCCCGACAAAAACACGGCGGGAAUACCUCCCGGCCCUGCACGAAUGUCAAAGAGUCUCACCUUAAAAGAACAUCGGAGUACAGUGGAAAGACUGGGAAAGGAGAACUUCGACCUCAAAAUGAAGAUACACUUUCUUGACCAAGCGCUGCAAAAACGGUCUGACGAUAGCGUCAAGGACAUGAUUACGGAAAAUGUCCAACUGAAGUCCGAUAAGUUGAGACUGGAGCGGGACAAUCACUCCCUUCGAAAGCAGAUACGAGAUCUAGAGAAAAGGCUCAAGGAAGAAGAUGCUCCUACAGCAGAUCAGGGGUAUGCUACAGAUGAAGAAAGGUCGCCUACAACUGAAGAAGAAGUUAUCUAUCUCCGCGAUAGGGUGGAGAACUUUGAGGUUGAAAUUGAGAAGUUGCGAUCAGAAACUAUUGCCAAAGAGACCGAGAAGAGAAGACUUGCCGAGUUAGUACGAUCCUUAGGCGAGACACGGGCUGCAGGCUCUGAUGUAGGCUCAAGAGAGGAGCGGGAUAUGUGGAAGGAUAUGCUUGAAGCCGAAACUGCUGCCCGGGAGCAGUCUGAAGAGGACAACAAGAAGCUUCGAGAUGAGAUUUUCCGGAUGAAGAACGAUGCUUAUGGGCCCACUCGGUCGGCUCUUGGGAAGAACAAUCGGCUUCAUUCUUCAAUGUCACACUCGUCUGCAUCAGAUUUAGGCCACCAUAGUAGUAGCAAAGCUCCUACAAAUGUCGCUGAGCUUGAGCGCUUGCAGCAUGAAAACUCGGAGCUACAGAAAACCAUCAGCGCACAGGUGUCAACACUCACAUCAAGGAACAAGGAAAAGGAGCGUCUUUAUCAAGAAAUCGAAGACCUCAAGCUGGGACGUUUGGGCGUCAACGGGGUGAGAUCUGUGGCAGGGGAUAGCAUUUUCGAGAGGUCUGCCUCCCAAGCCAGAUCGCAUUCGCGUACGAGCAACGCCACCCGAUUAUCACGUGUCAGUGACGCUGAAAGAGAGGCAUUCGAGCUUAAGAUUGGAGAACUCCGUGAUCAAGUGUCAGAAUUGCGACUGGAGAACCAGAGUCUGAAGACCCAACUUGACGAGGUAUGUGCCGACUUGGAUGCUGUUGAAGGUCAAGCACAAACAUAUGUCGAUCAGUACAACGAGGAAAUACAGCUUUUGACUCUCCAGCGUGAUGAUGCUGAGCGUGCCCUUGAAGAAUCUGAGGACGCAUUCCAAGUCUUAAAAACAGAGGCGCAGGAAGAGAUUGAUGGUUUGGGGGAUGAACUCGAUCAGAAACUUGAAGAAUACAGCCGUCUAGAAGAGGAUUUACACGCGCAGGAAGAGAACUUUAAGGCUUUGCAAGCUGAGAUGCGAUCAGCAUCAGAAGGAAUCAUCCGCUUGGAGGAAGAUGCUCAGAAUAAUCUGACUCGCUAUAAGACGGUACAGUCAGAGCUGAACGAUGCCAAUCGAGAGCUCGAAAAUGUGGAGAAAGAACUGGAAGAAGCCAAUGCCAAGAUUCAACGACUGACCGUUCAGCAAGAAUCUUCACACAAUGAGAUUGCCUUUCUGCGAGAAGAACAAGAUGCUGAUAAGAUCAAAAUUGGAGAUAUGGAAUCGGUGCUGAAAGCAACCCAUCUGUCCCUCAGCACCGAAAAGGAUCGUUCCAGAGACCUUGAACGUCGUCUGUCUGAAGAACGGCGUCAGCAUGAAGCUAUUGGCAAUAAAGAACAAGAGGUGCAGCGAGUUGUGAAUGAUUUGAACCGAGAAGCCGGCGCGGCUAAGGAAGAGAUACGUCGUUUGAAGAAAGCCUUGUCAACCCGUGAGAUUGAGUCAACGACAUGGCGUGAGCGUUUGAUGGAGCUUGAAAACAAUCUUCGAGAAUUGCUGGGUGAUACUAAUGGCACUCGAUCCAGCUUGCUCACUUCCGUCACGAAGCUUCAAAAAGAUCUUGAUGCUACUAGUGGCGAGCUGGACAUGACCAGGCAAAGACUUGAUGAGAAGGAAACGCUUCUGGCGAAUCGAGACUCGUUGCUCGAAUCUUCAGGACUGGAAUGCCGCAAAAUGGCUGAACUUCUGGAUCGGGAAAGACAGGCUCGUCGUGCUGACAAACAUUCGUUUGAGCAGGCCUUAAAAUCUCACUCAGCUUCUGCCAGAACCAUCACCCAAAACAACGCUCGUAUUACAGAUCUAGAAAACAGCAGGCAAUCAGAUCGACGUCGCAUGAGUCAGCUUGAUCAACAAUACAAGGAUCAGCUCAGUGAACGUAACAGCGUGCUUUUGACCAUCUGGAAAAGACUGAGUGCCAUGUGCGGACCAGACUGGGCACACAGCAACAGCCUGAUCAACGGCAAUCUACCGAGUCAAGAAGUGAUUGGGAACAUGCUGUUCUGGCCUGGAUUCAGUCGAAAUCUGCUAUUGGCCGCGAAGCAGGUUGAAGGAACACUGGGCUCUUUUAGGGAUCGCAUCAAGCGGCUCGAGCGUGAUUUAUGGAAAGAGUACCAGAAUCUUGAGCAUACGAUGGAGCUGCGGAUCAAGAAGCUUGAACGAGUUGAGGAGCUUUUCAACAAUUUGAAGAGCUCGCAGGUGCCUAACAUGCAGAGUACAGGCCGAGGGACAAGCUCACCAGAGAUGCAGAAACUGAAAGGCGAGAAUCGGAUUCUAAAGGCAGAACUUUCCCUUCUUCAACAACAGCACUCGAAUGCUCAGCUACGUCCUCAGCAUUCUCGGACCCAGUCACGAAACUCUAUAGUUUCUGAUGGACCCUCCUUUACACCGUCCCUUUCUGGGACUACGGUUCCAGCACGGGGCUCAAGUACCCGUCAUGCUGGAGCUGCCAGUGCCUCAGCAGCAAUGGCAGCAACAUUGAUGCGUCACCAUAGCUCAAACGUUGUAGAGCAUAUUUCUGGCGGGUUGAAUGGGAGUGAUUACGGGGGAGGAAGUCGACGAAGCGACUCCGUUACUUCGAGAACAUCUAACAAUCGGGGCGAGCUUAUGAUUCCCGCCUUUCAUCAACGAGAUGAUGCCUCUACUUCGUCUACUGGUGGACAUGACAAGUGGAUCCAUCGGUUGCGGGAAUUGGAGCGAAGGUUGAAGGCGGAGAGAGAAGCUAGAUUGUUGGAUCGCAGCGGGGCGCGCAAAAGGCUGGAGGAGCGUGAUGCCGUGAAUGAAGAGUUGAGAAUGGAAUUGGAGAGGGAGAGGAUGCGAAGGGAGACAGGACUGUUGGUGGCGGGUGAAGAGCAAUAA